Seriola aureovittata is the source of this 2969-nucleotide messenger RNA. It is a transcript of the gene slc20a1a, whose product is annotated as solute carrier family 20 member 1a. Gene Ontology annotation, cellular component: membrane. Gene Ontology annotation, biological process: phosphate ion transmembrane transport. NCBI's taxonomy places the organism in Eukaryota, Metazoa, Chordata, Actinopteri, Carangiformes, Carangidae. Gene Ontology annotation, molecular function: phosphate transmembrane transporter activity. The record is from RefSeq and is a predicted model, not a curated record.
UUUUCUUUAGGAACCAGAAGAGGAUAUAUUUAGGCAAAAACAACAGAUAUCUGUGUUUCUCCAUGGUGGUUGGGGAAAAACAUAAUUUGGGGAUUUUGGGUUCAUAUACGGUAAAGCAACAUAAUCAAAGACAACUGUAAUUAUCCCCCCCCCACCCCCAGCCCCAGCCCCAGCCCCCUGUCAACAGAGCAGCUAAACAUUAGCUUCAGACAGCACUGGUCCCAUGACCAGACUGGAAAGGCGUGUCAACUCCAACCAGCUCAAUAUAUAAACCAACCUCCAACAGGAACCUGCAAACAUUAUUCAGGCUGCUGGACUCCGCUGGUCUGUGCUCGGACAGCGGCUGACAACAUCCUCUCACAGAGCAGGACACAGAGCAGGACACACGCUGCACUGGACACGUUCACUUUGGGUUCACAUUGUGUAUCAUCAGAAGCUCACCGUCAUGAUGGAUGUCUCUGCCAUCUCUAUGACCUGUCAUUUUAUGAUGAAACCUGCACACAAACCCUGCAUACCUAGCUAGCAAUAAAUUUAAAUUGCUUCCCAUUAGCACCUUCAGAGCUGGACUAAGGGUUUUUUUUUUUUUUUUAUCCUUUUUGUGGUCGAAAUUUAUUUAUAUAUACUUAUUACCUCAUAAGUCACUGUCAAACCACAAUAACUUGGUUUGGUAUAACUCUAAUCAUUUUAAUUUAAUUAAACUGCAAGUAGUGAUGGAUACAACUACACUAGCAACCCUGGCUUCUGCCACUACCGUGGCUGUGGCCUCCCAGUCUGACAUGUCAGGCUACCUGUGGCUGUUGGUGAUUGGCUUCAUCAGCUUCAUCCUGGCUUUCUCUGUGGGGGCAAACGACGUGGCCAACUCCUUUGGUACGGCAGUGGGCUCUGGGGUGGUCACCCUGCGGCAGGCCUGUAUCCUGGCCACUAUCUUUGAGACGGUGGGCUCAGUGCUGCUGGGGGCCAAAGUGAGCGAGACCAUCCGACAGGGCAUUAUUGACGUCCAGAUGUACAACGGCUCUGAACAUGUCCUGAUGGCAGGAUCAAUAAGUGCGAUGUUUGGCUCUGCUGUGUGGCAGCUGGCUGCGUCAUUCCUGAAGCUCCCCAUUUCUGGAACCCACUGUAUUGUUGGAGCUACAAUUGGCUUCUCCAUGGUAGCCAGAGGUCACCAAGGGGUCAAAUGGCUGGAGUUACUGCGCAUUGUGUCGUCCUGGUUCCUGUCACCUGUGCUAUCAGGCAUCAUGUCAGGAAUCCUCUUCUACUUCGUUCGCAAAUUCAUUCUGAACAAGGUUGACCCUGUACCCAACGGCCUCAGAGCUCUUCCUAUCUUCUAUGCUAUCACUAUGGGCAUCAACCUCUUCUCCAUCAUGUUUACAGGAGCACCAUUGCUGGGUUUUGACAGAGUGCCAUGGUGGGGCACACUGUGCAUCUCACUGGGCUGUGCCUUCAUCACAGCUGUGGUCGUUUGGUUCCUUGUCUGCCCACGCCUCAAGAAGAAAAUCAAACGAGAAACAGCUGCUGCUGCCCCGUGUGAAACUCCCUUAAUGGAGAAGAACUCCAGCAAACCUGAAGAAGCAGAGCAGCCCUCAAUACCAUGUGACCCUCGACCCCAGACCCCUCCAGCAGACAGUGAGAAGGUGGCUUUCAAGCUUGGAGGUUCAGAGGAGGCUGAUUUGGACAACAAUGAUAUGGAAACCAAAGACCUGGAUAUCAGCAAUGGUCUGAAUGGCACUGUUGGCCCCAUGGUGAUCACUGACCCGCACAGUGGACGGUCCCACACGAUCCACAAGGACUCUGGCCUUUACAAAGACCUGCUACACAAGCUGCACAUGGCCAAAGUCGGUGACUGUAUUGGUGACGGUGACACAGAGGAGCGUCCCAUCAGGAGGAACAACAGCUACACCUCUUACACAAUGGCCAUAUAUGGUAUCCAAGGAGAUCCUAAAUACAAGGACCUGGAUGGUGGGCUACAGAGAAGAUCAAGAGUGGACAGUUACAGCAGCUACAGCUCAGCAGUGACCAGCGGGAGCACAGUCCAGGAUGGGAGUGUGACUCAGGAAGCUGUCAGGGACCUCGCCGUGGAGGAGGAUGAGCUGGAGGUCGACCAACCAGCUGUCUCCUCGCUUUUCCAGUUCCUGCAGAUACUCACGGCGUGCUUUGGCUCCUUUGCUCACGGAGGGAACGACGUCAGCAAUGCCAUUGGCCCACUGGUUGCUCUCUGGCUUCUGUAUGAGAGUGGCUCCGUGGUGUCCAACUCACCCACACCCAUCUGGUUGCUUCUGUAUGGCGGCGUUGGCAUCUGCACCGGCCUCUGGGUGUGGGGCCGGAGGGUGAUCCAGACCCUGGGCAAAGACCUUACCCCAAUUACACCCUCCAGUGGUUUCAGCAUCGAACUGGCUUCAGCAAUCACAGUUGUCGUGGCAUCGAAUAUUGGCCUUCCUGUCAGUACAACCCACUGCAAGGUGGGCUCUGUGGUGGCCGUGGGAUGGCUGCGCUCCAGGAAAUCAGUUGACUGGCAUCUGUUCAGGAACAUCUUCAUCGCCUGGUUCGUCACAGUUCCUAUCUCUGGGCUGAUCAGUGCUGCCAUCAUGGCGCUCUUCACCUAUGUUAUUCUGUGAGCUUCUCGCUGUUAUUUCAAGCAACAGACUGCCACCAACAGAGGUUGUUAGAAUGACGGAUAAAGCUGUGCAAGUGAACAUGUUCCAUUUGUUCUCCAUUAAUGAUGUAUAUUAUAUCAUUCAGUGUCAUUUCAAAGUCAGACCAGUGACGUCAUCUCACAGCGAUGUGUCCAUGAAUGAUGUAGGAUCUAAUAACACUGACAUCUGUCAUACUGUAUAUCCCUAUGUAUAUUUGUACAAAACCUAUAUGUAUUAAAAAUCAUAUUAUUCAGUUGUGACUGAAAAAGAACAAAUAACAGUUAUAUCUUAAUGUUUGUGUAUUUGGAUACAAUAAAACAAGGACCUGCUUGAUUUUAA